AAGACUCCAUCUUCACAUGGCAGAAAUAUGUUACCCUUAAUCCACUCCAUUCCCAAUUGAACCUCUCAUCGUAAACACUUCAAAGACAAGUUAGCUUCCAUCCUCCAUUAAUGGAGGAUUAUUCUUAUAACCCAUCAAAUUCCAAAUCAUCAAAUGUCCUCCACGGAAAGUACGAAAUCGACAGAAUCAUCGGCCUCGGAUCCUUCGCCAAGGUCUACCUCGCAAAAAACCUCGAAACUAAACGAAAUGUCGCCGUUAAAGUCAUCUCCAAGGAUGAGAUUAUCAGAUGCGGGAUGAUGGAUCAGAUGAAGAGAGAAAUCGCCGUCAUGAAAAAGGUCGAUCAUCCAAAUAUUAUCAAGUUUCAUGAAGUCAUGGCUAGCAAAUCGAAGAUCUACUUAGCAAUGGAGUACGCUAAAGGAGGGGAGCUUUUCACUAAAGUAUAUAAAGGCCGGCUGGACGAAAACGAUGCCAGGAACUUUUUCCGGCAGCUUAUCUCGGCGGUUGAUUACUGUCACGGAAUGGGUAUUUAUCAUCGUGAUCUGAAACCGGAGAAUCUUUUGUUGGAUGAAAAUGGGAAUUUGAAGAUCACUGAUUUCGGUUUAUCAGCUUUAUCCGAGCAUUUAAGAAAAGAUGGGUUACUUCAUACUGCAUGUGGUACUCCGUCCUACGUUGCACCAGAGGUGAUUGGUAAUCGUGGGUACGAUGGUUCCAUGACGGAUCUAUGGUCGUGCGGUGUCAUUCUCUUUGUUCUUCUUUCUGGUUACUUGCCGUUUCAAGCGGAUAACGUGAUCUCUCUUUACAAGAGGAUUUGCAGAUCGGAGAUUAGAUUUCCGAAUUGGGUUUCUGAUGAAGCUCGAGUGAUUCUGAAUCGAAUUCUCGAUCCAAACCCACACACAAGAAUCACCAUUGCUCAAUUAAUGGAAACAGACUGGUUCAAAUUCAAGUUCAAUAAAGAAAUUGAUCCAAUUGAAGAAUUACCAGAAAUGGAAAGUGAAAUUGAAAUUGAAAGAGAGAACUUCAAUGCAUUUCAUUUGAUUUCGAUGUCUGAUGGGUUUGAUUUGUCUGGGUUGUUUGAUAAGGAGAAGAGAGAGUUGAGAUUUGCGACGGAGAAGUCGACAAGGAUGGCGGUGGAAAGGUUGGAGGAGGUGGCGGCGGCGGCGAAGUUUAGUGUGAAAAUGAAUGGGGAAUUGAAGAUGAAGAUUGAGGGGAAGGAGAAAGGGAGGAAAGGGAAGUUGAUGAUUGCGGCGGAGAUGUUUGCUGUGACGGCGGCGUUGACGGUGGUGGAGGUGAAGAAGGACGGCGGUGAUACGGUGGAGUAUAAUAGGUUUUGUUGUGAGGAAUUACGUCCGGCACUUACUGAUAUUAUGUGGACUAGUGGAAAUUCUAUGACUGCUUAAUUUAGUUUUAUUUUAGUUGAUGGACUUUUAAUUAAUAUUCUAAUUCUAAUGUUAAGUGUAUUUCAUUUUAGUUUA
Molecule: messenger RNA, 1472 nt
Organism: Impatiens glandulifera
Lineage: Eukaryota; Viridiplantae; Streptophyta; Magnoliopsida; Ericales; Balsaminaceae
Product: CBL-interacting serine/threonine-protein kinase 6-like
Exons: 1
Coding region: 111-1397 (428 amino acids)
Biological process (GO): protein phosphorylation; signal transduction
Molecular function (GO): ATP binding; protein kinase activity
Source: RefSeq, a predicted model, not a curated record